Messenger RNA from Penaeus chinensis, 3634 nucleotides. It is a transcript of the gene Mms19, whose product is annotated as MMS19 nucleotide excision repair protein homolog. The coding region runs from base 7 to 3057 and encodes 1016 amino acids. The transcript is spliced from 20 exons. The record is from RefSeq and is a predicted model, not a curated record. Gene Ontology annotation, biological process: iron-sulfur cluster assembly. Gene Ontology annotation, cellular component: cytosolic [4Fe-4S] assembly targeting complex. NCBI's taxonomy places the organism in Eukaryota, Metazoa, Arthropoda, Malacostraca, Decapoda, Penaeidae.
CCCACCAUGGCCGCGACCAAGGCAGAAGUAUUAGAAAACAUUCGAAAUUUGCCGAACCCAGGCCAAGAUGCAGAGGCUUUGCUGGCAAAAGUCCUUCCAGGUGUAUCAAAUGGAGACCUCACCUUACAAGAGGUUGUGGAAGGUCUUGGAUCCAGUCUGACCCACACUAAUGUCGCAGACAGGGCUGUAGGAACACGGUUCUUGGCUGAUAUCCUGCAUUCGUUGCCACAGAACAAGCUUAAUGCAGAUGAGCUCACCUUCCUCACAGCCUUCUUUGUUGAUCGUCUUAAGGAUCACCAUUCUGUGGUCCCAAAUGUUAUCUAUGCAGUUCUGGCACUGGUCCAACAAGAAAAUAUUCCAAGAGGCGACAUCGUCAACCUCAUCCGAGCUGUUUUCCGAGAAGUUCACUGUCAGUCCCAGGUUAUGUCGGACAGGAGAAAUGUCUACACCUUCCUGAAGUACUGCAUUAUAAACAAAUUGGAAUGUGUCAAGGAGAUGGGCACAGACUUUGUGCUAGGCUUCAUCACCGCUAUGGAUGGCGAGAAGGACCCCAGGAACCUUGUGUUGUUAUUCGCACUCAUGCCCUCCAUUGUGAGCCACCUUCCUCUAGGCCCAUUCACGGAAGACAUGUUCGAAGUUGUGGCUGCAUACUUUCCAAUAGACUUUGUGCCUCCAGCAGAUGAUCCUUACGGCAUAUCGUCAGAGGACCUAGUAUUGGGCCUCAGGCAAGCUUUGUCAUCAACUCCCCAAUUUGCUUCUUUCUGCAUCCCUCUUCUACAGGAGAAGCUAGAUUCAGAUUUAAUGGUGGCAAAACUGGAUUCCUUACACACACUGGUUGCUUGUUGUGAAGCAUACACCUCAGAGGACAUACGACCACACAUCCCAACCCUGUGGGCAAGCAUCAGGCGUGAGGUAAUUGAGGCUAACAGUGCAGAAGGGGAAGCAGCUGCUCUCUCAGCUCUAACAGCAAUCAUCCUAACCCUCAACAGGGGAAUGGUAACCCAUGCUGGGAGAGAUGCAAUGAACAUGUUGAUCAAGUCAGCCAUGAUUGAAUGCCUAGGACACUUAACAGCCCCAGAACAACGGCUAAUGUUCCCAAGUGCAUAUCUUCUACUAGCUGUUGUUGUUGCUGGCCAAGGUCCUGCUGAAGCCAUCUGUGGGAAGGUUUUCCCUCUUCUUGUGGAACAGUUUGAUAACAAAACUGAGGAUACAGCUAGAAAAAAUACCAUUACUAUUUUGGCAAAGUUCCUAGAGCAAGGAGCAAAAUACCCAUCACUAAAAGAAGAUGGUGGCAGCUUGGCAGAACAUGAAGCUUCUUGCUGGAAAGUAUUUUUACAAGGCUUAACAAACAAACAGUUGGCAGUCCAAGAGGCAUCAGUGUCAGCCUUAACGACUGCAUUACCUGCAUUCCAAACUAAAUACCUUAUGGAAGGUGCCCAUAUCCUCACCUCGAUCCUCAUCAGCGCAAACAGCAAUAGUUUAAGAGACCAGAUAAUCAAGUGUUUUGUGGCCAUGGGAAAGUUGCAUCCACCUGCUAUUAGUGAAAAUACACUCCCUCAGCUGUUGGCAGAAAUGGAAAAAGGGAGCACCAGCAUUUCUCCAGUGAGUGAAAGUCAAGUCCUGGAAACCCUUGCAAUCCUAACAACGGGAAAGUUUCUCUUGUCCCGUGUUUUGCCUGUUGUCUGGCAUCAUGCAGAAAAUACGCUUAAAUCUUCCACAGAAAGAUGUUGCCUUUAUCUCUCAUGUGUUUUGAAGAUUAUCAGGAACACUAUCAGCAAUACAGAGUGCCUAAAUUAUAUACUAGAAGACUGGGGUGGGUUGUUGAAGGUGAUAAGCCUGUGUGUAAAAGCUAUUGUCAGCCAAGAAAUACAAAACCCAGUUCCUGCUCUCCAGCAUCUAUCAUCAGUUUGCAGAGUAAUUGUUGCAAAGAUGGGAGACCCCAGGCCUGUGGUGCAGAGUUUAAUUGAUUUAUUAAUUGUAGGUGAAUUAAACAGUCUUGAAGGCUUGGUAAAAGAACUUGUCUCACAACACCCUGAAGUCACAGAUCUUUUAUCAAACAUGGCAGAUGCAGAAAACCCAAGGGCAGCACAAAUGGUUUUCAUAUAUGAAGGUGUUCUUCUUGGCCUACGGAAGGGGGAACAUCUAGAGAAUAUGGAACAGUUACUGGGAAAACUUCGCCAUCUAAGUGUUUACUGUGACAAUCCAACGGUUCGAGAGACAUCUGCCGUCCUCCAUGCAGCUGUUAUUAAUAAAGUCUCAAUAGGACCCAAAUUUACUCAGGCCAUAAGUAAUGCUAGUGAUGAACUUAAUCAAGUCCUGGAUUCAGCCAGCUCACUCGACAAGCAACAAGCUGCUCUCUAUACGUGGACUUGGACAAGCAAGGCUCUUGUUCUUCGUGGAGCAUCUGAGGAGGUUUUGUGGACAGCAAAGAUGCAGAGUUUACUAUCAGACCCAGCCAUAGGACUUCAGGCAGCGCAUGGUUUUGGCAUUAUAUUGAGGGACCAUGAAUAUGCUCUAAGACCAGAAACCUUUGCUAAUAUCAGAUUGUUAUACAAGCAAAGGUACUUUGAACAUGUAAUAGGUCCAUUAGUAGACCUAUUUAACAGUGCAGAGAAUAGUACAAAACAGAAGGCCCUGUUGGCUAUCUCAUCACUUUUACCAUCAUUACCACAGCUCGUUUUGAAUGCUCAUAUCAAGAGGUUAUUGCCAGUUCUGCUCCAAGGCAUAACCUGUGAUGAGGAGACUGUUACAGAGAGCACUUUAACAAGCCUUGUAAGUCUAUUGCAACAAUCUGUAGAACAUGCUUGUCCACAUGUCAGCACACUUAUACCAACUCUUCUUUUGUUAGCAACUGAUCAUCCACUUAAGGUGAGGAUGAAGUCUCUGGAAUGCCUCCAAAUCUUGACUUCUCUUCCAACACCUACUAUUGUUCCUUACAGAGAUGAUGUGAACAGAGGGCUACGUCCUGUCCUGAAUGAUAAAAAGCGAGUCAUUCGAAAUGUCGCUGCUACUACCAGGUCUUCAUGGAUUCUCGUUGGUGCUCCAGGGGGUUCUUAGCCCACUUGAUAUCUUUUUAGGUACUUUCUUCAGUUCUAAAAGAAUUUUCUUCACUUUUUUUUUUUCUUUCUUUCUUUCUUUGUCCUUUUUUUCUUUUCUUUUUUUUUCUUUCUUUUUUCUUUCUUCUUCCUCUUUGUAUUAUUGUUAUUAGUUAGUUAUGAUGAUGAAUAUCUGUUAAUAGAAGUAAUAAAAAGUAUGACAUACAAGAAAAAUAAAGAUCAGACAUGUUAAAUUAUAGUAAUUUGUUUAUUUAAACAUCUCCAAACUUUAUUCCAUAUCCUAUUUGGACUUUAAAACAUUUUAAAGUGGUUUGUUUCAGUAUAUUGCAUAAAACAAAAUUCACAAAAUUUGGAUUCACAAAAUUAUUCCUAAUUAUCCCCAAUUCUAUAUGUUUUUCUUUUACUGCAUAGGUAUUGUCUUUUGAUUUGCAUAGAUGUCUGAGAGAAUAAAUGUUUGGAUUCAGGUAUUAAGUUAAGAGAUAUGUGAAGUUUUUACUUGUUUUCUAAGAUGCUUUUUUAUAUGCAGCACAUUUAAUUUGGUUGUAAGAAUUUUAUAGCAAUAAAUGCUCUAAACCUGA